GUCUAAACAUAUUCAUUCUGUCAUUUCAAGAAUUUUGUUUGAUUUUUGUUUUGAUAUUUAUUGCUAGAAAAACAAAAUGACAUAAAUCAUGAGCAGCUGAGGAAGAGGGGGGGGGAGACUGGAGGGUUCCCCCUCGGUAAAAAACGGGACCCCUCGCCGGGCCCUUGGAAUCGUCCUGCUUUCUAGAAAGCUUUGCUUAAAAGAAUUUGAGAUUAUUUGGAUGCUAGAGACGAAAAAUGCACCCAGAAAAUCCAAUUGACAGAAAUACAUUUCCUAAAAAUGUUGACAUCGAUGUAUUUUUAUGUCUAAGGUUUAUUUCCCCAUGUGCACCUGGAAGUUGGAACAUUUUAAUUGAAAUAGUCUGUGAUGUCAACCAGCGAACUUUGUAAAUGUUCUCGACAGGCACACACAGUGAGGGGGAAUGUGCAAGUCUGUUUGCCCAUGUGAAUCACCGCACCCUUGCAAACGAGACGAUUACUAAUUCAGCACUGACUGUAUAAUUGGACCGACAGGGGAACACCAACGCGUUCUGCCUCUAUAUAAAAGUGAAGAUCAUUGCAGGUGAAAAAACAGAGGCUCUCUUAGGUGAUUCCAACAGUGAACAACCGAGAUGGCCACAUAUCUGUCCUUACUGCUGCUGUUUGCAUGUGCCUCCACAGGCUCUUCAGAUCCAAAUAGCUGUAGGGGUCGUUGUGGAGAAGGCUACUACAGAGGAAGUUUGUGCCAGUGUGACUACGAGUGUCUGAGCUUAAAUGAGUGCUGUACAGACUUUGCGCAGUUGUGUACUACAAAGGACUCAUGCAAAGGACGCUGUGGGGAGCCUUUUCAUAGGGGCAAUCCAUGUCACUGUGAUAUUGACUGUUUCUCAUUCAAUCAGUGCUGCCCUGAUUAUGAGAACAUGUGCUUGGUGGAAGAUACUGCCUUAAAACCAAGAAAAACUGCCACCGCAGCUCAAAGGACUGCUAACUUAUGCCUAAACAUAAAGAAUAAAAAAUCUACAGAAACCUCUAAUGAGGAGAUGACCAAUGAUGAAGGGAUGGGAGAAGAGUUAACAAUCCCUGAGGAUGAAAAUGCAAGCAGCAUGCUCCCUGCUGAUGAGAACCCAACAGAAGGUCCAUCAAGCACAGCACCAACAGAGGGUCCUACUAGCACAGCACCAACAGAAGGUCCAUCAAGAACAGAACCAACAGAGGGUCCUACUAGCACAGCACCAACAGAAGGUCCAUCAAGCGCAGAACCAACAGAAGGUCCUCCGAGCACAGCACCAACAGAAAUUCCAUUAAGCGCAGAACCAACAGAGGGUCCGUCAAGUGCAGAACCAACAGAAGGUCCUCCAAGCACAGCACCAACAGAAAUUCCAUUAAGCGCAGAACCAACAGAGGGUCCGUCAAGUGCAGAACCAACAGAAGGUCCUCCAAGCACAGCACCAACAGAAAUUCCAUUAAGCGCAGAACCAACAGAGGGUCCGUCAAGUGCAGAACCAACAGAAGGUCCUCCAAGCACAGCACCAACAGAAGUUCCAUUAAGCACAGAACCAACAGAAGUUCCAUUAAGCGCAGCACCAACAGAGGGUCCUACUAGCACAGCACCAACAGAAGGUCCAUCAAGCGCAGAAACAACUGAAGUUCCAUCAAGCGCGGAACCAACAGAAGGUCCUCCGAGCACAGCACCAACAGAAGCUCCAUUAAACGUAGAACCAACAGAGGGUCCAUCAAGCGCAGCACAAACAGAAGGUUCUCCAAGCACAGCACCAACAGAAGGUCCAUCAAGCGCAGCACCAACAGAAGGUCCAUCAAACUCAGAACCAACAGAAGGUCCUUCAAGCUCAAUGCCAACAGAGAGUCCUACUAGCACCGCACCAACAGAAGUUACUUCAAGUGCAGUACCAACAGAACAUUCCGUCACUGAAAUGACUACCAAGGCACAGAAUGAAGACCCAAAGGAAUUAUCUCACAAGGAUCCUAAAGCUACCCCUGUCCCAAAGAAGACGCCAUCCGCUCCUGCUCCAGUGAAACCAACAAUAAAACCCAUUAAACCUAGCAUAGACAAGAAUGACAAAUCCGAACCAAAAGAACCUCUCAAGGAUCCUAGUGGCAUUGUUCCAGUCAAACCAGCGGAAAAACCUCUUAACCCUAGCUCAGACAAGAAUGGCAAAACAGAUAGUAUUAAAGAUUAUCAAGCUGAUGAUUAUGACACUAACCUCUGCAGUGGGCGUCCAGUCAGUGGUUUGACUACUCUCAGAAAUGGUACCAUUGUGGUGUUCAGAGGACAUUAUUUUUGGACACUGGACAAACAGAGAAAUCCUGAUCCUCCUCAGUUAAUUAAAAAGGUGUGGGGAAUCCCAUCUCCCAUCGACACGGUUUACACCCGCUGCAACUGCCAGGGCAAAACCUACUUCUUCAAGGGAAGGAACUACUGGAGGUUUGAGAACGGUAUGAUGGAUCCUGGCUUUCCCAAAUCCAUCAGCCAGGGCUUCGGACAGAUUGGCCAUAUCACAGCUGCUUUAUCUAUACCAGAGUACAGAAGCAGAAAAGAGUCUGUAAUCUUCUUCAAAAGAGGUGGAAUAGCACAAAAGUACACAUACCAGGUUACUCCAAACUGUGGGAAAAAGCCAAGAAUUCCUGUCUUUACAGUGAGGACGAGAGCCAGACGACAAGCUGGUGCAGCUCUGGGGCAAGUGAUCAGUAUCUCAAAGACCUGGAGAGGAUUUCCGACCAUGGUGACCUCAGCCGUGUCUGUUCCCUCAAGGGUGAAAGAGGGAUACAAGUAUUACGUAUUCUCUCAAAACAAAUAUUACAGCAUGAAAAUGGAAAGAGAAAAACCAGUGAUCCUAAAACCUGUUAUUGGUCCAAAGGAAAACUCCGCAACCAGCUUCUUUAAAUGCCCAGAAACCCAGAAAAACUGAGUCAUUCAUGUCUUUC
Messenger RNA from Onychostoma macrolepis, 2921 nucleotides. RefSeq names its product proteoglycan 4b (gene prg4b). NCBI's taxonomy places the organism in Eukaryota, Metazoa, Chordata, Actinopteri, Cypriniformes, Cyprinidae. The record is from RefSeq and is a predicted model, not a curated record. Bases 611 to 2905 code for a protein of 764 amino acids. The transcript has 13 exons.